Messenger RNA from Sarcophilus harrisii (Tasmanian devil), 2468 nucleotides. RefSeq names its product transmembrane protein with metallophosphoesterase domain (gene TMPPE). The record is from RefSeq and is a predicted model, not a curated record. Gene Ontology annotation, molecular function: hydrolase activity. The transcript is spliced from 2 exons. Lineage: Eukaryota; Metazoa; Chordata; Mammalia; Dasyuromorphia; Dasyuridae. Bases 165 to 1508 code for a protein of 447 amino acids.
GGGGGCUGCGGGCAGAUGCUGUAGGCGGGCGCGGAGGACGGGCCGCCGCGCUCCCAGGCAAACCCGACCUGAAGGCAUCUCAGCUGGACUCGUGCUUAAAGGACCUGCUGUCGUCAGGGAAAGUCGAGACAGACUUGGACGUCUCUCCCUGGGGAGCAGAAACAAUGAUUGCCCUCAGACAGCUGUCCCUGGAAGCGAAGGCCGCUUUGGCUGCGGCCGGAGUCUUCUUCUCCAUGAUGGUCUCCCGCACCUACCUGUCGGGGAACCUGGAGAUUGGGGCCCGCCGCUGGCUGUUCAGGCUGCAGUUGGCCCUGUUCGCCAACGCGCUGAUGCUGAUCGGCUCCCUGUACAUCUGGAGGAGCACGGUCACUGCCCUCUUCCACUCCCCUGCCCUUGAGGGGGUCUGCUUUUGGCCCUGGAAGGCGGCUAUCUUGACCUUCCUGGGCCUGGCCCACGCCAGUUUCUUCACAAUGCUCUUCCUCGUGGCCGAGGAGCCCUACUUUUUCUCCAUGGCGGCCUACUCUAGUCUCGGCGCUUACAUUAUUAUGAUUUUCUUUCUCUUCAUCCUGGGCUGCAUGGAGCAGGGCUACCAGCUCUUGGCCUGGAGGGGGGGCAGGGCCGGCGGGAGCCUUGACAAGAGCAGGAAGUCGGUCCUGAAGCCCGUCCUGGCUGUGGCUGUGACCGCCGUGCUCAGUGUGAUCGGGCUCCUCAACGCCGCCCAGCCUCCGGCCGUGAAGACCGUCGAGGUGCCCGUCCACCGGCUGCCCCCGUCCAUGAACAAUCUGAAGAUCGCGCUGCUCUCGGACAUCCACCUGGGCCCCACGGUGGGCAGGACCAAGAUGGAGACGUUUGUGCGGAUGGUGGAGGCCCUCGAGCCGGACAUCACGGUGAUUGUGGGGGACCUCUCGGACUCGGAGGCCUCCGUCCUCAGGACGGCCGUCGAGCCCUUGGGGCGGCUCCAUUCCCGCCUGGGCACCUACUUUGUCACGGGGAACCACGAGUACUACACGUCCGACGUCAACAACUGGUUCGAGCUUCUCAAGUCCCUGAAAGUCCAGCCCCUUCACAACGAGAACGUGAAGGUCACCGCCUCGGGGACUGCGGCAGCUGGGGGAGGGGAGGACUGGAUCUGCCUGGCGGGCGUGGAUGAUAUUGAGGCGGACGUCUUGCAUUACUCUGGCCACGGCAUGGACCUGAGCAAGGCUUUGGACGGCUGUAGCCCCGACCACGUCACCGUCUUGCUGGCUCACCAGCCCCUGGCGGCCAAGUGGGCCCUGCAGGCCCGGCCGGACAUUAACCUGAUCCUUUCUGGCCAUACCCACGGGGGGCAGAUCUUCCCGCUGAAUGUGGGAGCUUAUUUGCUGAACCCCUUCUUUGUGGGGCUGUACAAAGUGGGGCAGAGUACCUUUGUGUAUGUCAGCCCGGGCACAGCCUAUUAUGGGAUCCCAAUGAGACUGGGAAGCCGGGCAGAAAUUACAGAGAUCAUCCUUCGCUCUCCCCGCACAUAGAAUCUUCUUCUGAACUUCUGCCUCCAUCCCCAGUUCAGAGUAUUUUGUCUGCCUUAACCUAUACUAGUCUACCCUCUUUAGCUUUGCAAAUAGACACUGGGCCACUUGCCCAGGUGGAAUUAGAAUUUAUAAUGGAUAUGAUGUGAAGAAAUAGAUUUCUUAUUUUUCUACGUAAGUGGGGAGAGGCAUUUUGGGGAAAUGUUUAUGUGGGAAAGUCAUCUUAUUUAUUUGUUCAUCUGGUCAUAUAAUUUAUAUGUGGUUUGUUAAAUUUAUUAGGGGGAGGGAGCUUGGAGUUUGGAACAGACUACUAUGGUGUUUUACAGAGAUUUCUCGGUGAUAGGGGAAUGUUGAACACUGGCAAUAGUUUAUUUUUUUCUCUCAGGACUUUGCUUUCAGCAUUUAGCUCAAGCAGGUUUCCAAGGACAUUUUGAUUCUGGAACUUUUUUAGAAAGAGUUAGUAGGAAAGCAAGUUAAAGAGGAAAUAAAUGUUCUCUCUUUUCAGUUCCACCUAUCUUUCUAUCACCCACUCUGGAGAUACACUUUCAACUAAUGCAAAGAUGGAAAAAAACUUGGAUUCUUUAUUUUCUAUAUUAAAAUCUUGACAGUAUCAGAUUCUGAAUUCUGCCAUAGAGACCUAGAUCUCAUAAUCCUUUGAUGUACUUGGCUGAAGUAAUUAAUCACUAGCCACCUGUCCUAGAGAGAUGUCACCUAUUUGACCCUUAUCCUUUCUGCUUUUGAAGAAAAAAUACAUAUAACCUUGAGUAUUGCAUUUGAAGUCUGUUAAUAAUAUUAAUACAUUUGUAGAGCACUUAGAGUUUAUGUAAUAGUUUUGCAUGACCUUUAUGGAUUUGGUGGAUGGUAGUCUCUCCAUUUUAAAAUGUCACCUACCUUCCAGAAUUGGUUGUUAGGCAGAUAAAAUGAAAUAACAUUCAUAAAAUUCUUUGCAAACCUUAAAGCACU